This is a messenger RNA of Magnolia sinica, 1006 nucleotides long. Its product is annotated as protein RGF1 INDUCIBLE TRANSCRIPTION FACTOR 1-like. Lineage: Eukaryota; Viridiplantae; Streptophyta; Magnoliopsida; Magnoliales; Magnoliaceae. Bases 130 to 807 code for a protein of 225 amino acids. The record is from RefSeq and is a predicted model, not a curated record. The transcript is spliced from 4 exons.
AAAUAAAACGAUUCCCAAAAUAAGUAGAGAAACCACAGCUUUCUCUUGUCUUUCAAGCCUUUUCAAACUCUCUCUCUCUCUCUCUCUCUCUCUCUCUCUCUCUCUCUCUCUCAUAUUUCCUUAAAACAAAUGGGUGGAGAGGAUGUAGAUAAAGAGGUGUGGCCACCAUGGUUGAAUUCUCUUCUUCGCACUACCUUCUUCGUCCCAUGUAAAUUCCACGGCGAUUCCACAAAGAACGAAUGCAAUAUGUAUUGCUUGGAUUGCAUGAACGGCCCCCUUUGUUCUUCUUGCCUUGUUUCACACACCAAUCAUCACGCAAUUCAGAUAAGGCGAUCGUCUUACCACGACGUGAUUCGGGUGUCAGAAAUUCAGAGGGUUUUGGACAUUUCAGGUGUCCAAACGUAUGUAAUCAACAGCGCAAAGGUUGUUUUCUUGAACGAACGACCCCAGCCUCGGCCCGGAAAGGGCGUAACCAACAUGUGCAAGGUCUGCGACCGAAGCCUGCUCGAUACAUUUGCAUUCUGUUCUUUGGGUUGUAAGUUGGCCGGAUGUGCAUCAUCUCUGUCGAAACGCCGACGGAAGUCAAUGCCGACACAAUCUAUCUCCGGAAUGGACGACUCAAUAUCAAAUUUCCAAAGGAAUGGCGAUAGGAAUUCCACAUCAAAUAUCUCUGACCACCCAUAUGAUGAGGACUCCAUAUUGCUAGACAGCAUUUCGCCGCCUACGCCACCACCGACCGGCGUCAAUUACAGAACAGCGAAUCGAAGAAAAGGAAUACCACACAGAGCUCCGAUGGGAAUCUGCUGAGAAAUAGAAUUAAUCCAGAGGUUCAAAUAAAGAUCUACAGCUUUUAGGAAAAAAAAAAACCUUUAAAGGAUUGGUAAGAUGUGGGCCCCAUUUUAAGUGGGCACCCAGUGGAAAUUAUAAACGGCUGUUAUUAAAUCAUAUGAUACAUUGUUACUUCCUUCUGUGCUAGCUGGAUAGGUGAUGAUUUGAAGAGUGGGUC